AUGAGAGAGCGCGAGACGUCCCCAGGCACGUGGGAGGUCGAUUAUGAACCCCUUACGGGAGAGUGGAGUGGUUGGGAAUGGGAUAGUACAGCUGGACAGUAUGCAAGCAGUGCCGGGGACCCAGAUGGUAUCUUGAGGUACGAAUACCAGACAAGUGUUGACGAUUCGAGCUCGACAUCACAAAGAAGCAAAGGAAAGGAGGUGCAGGACGAGACUAGCUAUCCGAGCAUGAGCACAUCUACUGGCGAAUCUGCGUCUCGAGAUGGAACACUAGUUACAACUGUGAGAGAGGAGAAGAAGAAGAGGGUGUUUUACUAUUUCACGAAUGAGGCAGGUGGAGAGGUCAAAACUCGAGAAAAUGAUUGGAAGGAAAGCUCCAGAAAGGUCGGCGGUAAGGUGUACCAGUGUUUCGAAUACACUGGGAAAAAUUCUGGACGAGUUUACUACACUUGGCAAUUGGGAGAAGCUUGA
This is a messenger RNA of Cadophora gregata, 471 nucleotides long. RefSeq lists its product as uncharacterized. NCBI's taxonomy places the organism in Eukaryota, Fungi, Ascomycota, Leotiomycetes, Helotiales, Ploettnerulaceae. The coding region runs from base 1 to 471 and encodes 156 amino acids. The transcript has a single exon. The record is from RefSeq and is a predicted model, not a curated record.